CGAAAAAUAAAAUUUUCUGGAUAGCAAAAUUACAAAAGACAAGGAAAAAAGGAAGAAAAAAACCCUCGACAUUUCCAUCAAGGCACCAGCCUCUCCCGAUUGUCUCGGUUCCUUGUACCUCCCGUAAGAAAUGAAGGCGUCUUUGAAAGGCAGAUACACGAAUGACAAGAGCACUGCCGCCGCUACUAUCGCCGUCGGCGCUGGGGAUGUCAAGCUACGCGCCUCCAUGACUGACGCCACUGUCGUCAAUGGUCCCAGCCUGAACGGUUUGACUUUAUCAGUUGAAAAACCCGGGUUCUUCAUCGUCGACUAUGACGUCCCCAGGAAGGAUUUUCGGUUUCAGUUUAUGAACACGGUUAGGGUUGUGGAGAAGCCGUUGAAGCUUACUUACAUUCACAGCAGAGGGGAUAACCGGACGGUGGUGGACGGGGCACUCGCGUUCGAUUCUGCUAACAAGUUGUCAGCUAAUUACAUGCUUGGUACGAGGAAUUGUAAGCUCAAGUACAGCUACGUGCACGGAGGGGUCACUACUUUCGAACCGUGUUAUGAUUUGGGGAAGAAUGCGUGGGAUUUUGGAAUUUCGAAGAGAGUAUACGACGAUGUUUUUAAGGCGACGUAUCAGACAUGGAGCAGGGACUUGGCUUUGGAGUGGUCGAGAAAUUCCAAGUUUAAUGGGACUUUUAAGAUUUCUGCAUCCAUCAACCUGGCUGAAGAAUCUAAGAUCCCCAAAAUUAUUGCUGAGAGUACUUGGGAUUUGGAAAUGUGAUUUAUUGUUCACCAAUCUUAUCCAUUUGCAUGUUUGAAUUAUAUACAUUUCGACAAACAGCUUAUUGCAAGCUGUCUAUUCAAUAGUGUUUCAAAACAUAGUUUUGCUCCUGAUUUACCAUCUAUAAUGGGCUGAUUACUUUGUUUCGAUGGCUGCAC
Messenger RNA from Theobroma cacao (cacao), 924 nucleotides. RefSeq names its product outer envelope pore protein 24A, chloroplastic. Lineage: Eukaryota; Viridiplantae; Streptophyta; Magnoliopsida; Malvales; Malvaceae. Gene Ontology annotation, biological process: regulation of monoatomic ion transmembrane transport. The record is from RefSeq and is a predicted model, not a curated record. Gene Ontology annotation, molecular function: voltage-gated monoatomic cation channel activity.